UCUCUCCUCACUAUCUUCCUAUUUCGCUCCCAAGAAUGCCUCUACCCGAUUCAAUUUCGCUUCUCUCUCCAGCUUACUCUUUUUUCCUCUAUUUCCACUCUCUAAUCUGCCUUUCUGUCUCGCUGCUCUCCUCACUAAGCCUUCUCAUUUUGUCUCCCUUCCCUCUCUACCCUACUUUCCCUCUUCCCACUAUCACCCGCUCACAGUGAACGUUACCGGACUGAAGUGUGACCGGGCCGCCUAUCGUUUUUCAGGGAAAGCCGCCGCCCACUAGGCAGUGGUGAUUAGAUACAUCCUGCACAACGACAUGGAAAGUGAACGACCCGCAAGAAGACAGCGAUCAGACUCAAGCAUAUGGCUAAUCUGCGUUUUAAAAGCGGCCUUCAUUACCACGUGUAUCUUCUGGAGGCUUCAUGAAUUACAGAUUCGUCAGUCUAAGGUCACUUUCGACCGAAAGUACCAUGAGCUAAACUUAACCCUUCUAUCCACAAUAUCCGAGAAUUCCCACCUGAAUCUCUCCGGGAGAACCUGUCUCAAGAACCUCUCUGCGCUCAACUCUGAUCUGUCCGAUAUUAAACGAAGGCACAGGGAUCUCCGUCACCAGUUCACUGAGAUGGAAACGAAGUACAGAUCUGUCAACGAAACCAAGGCUCGAAUCUGUGAAUUGUUGACCAGCAGAAGAGAGCAAAUUGUUUCUAAGGACUGGAUCAAAAAUAAAUAUCGGCGUUAUUACGUAUCCACGUUUGAAACAACUUUCUGUAAAGCUAUGCAAGAAUGUUCAAAGCGUGACUCAAGGCUGCUGGAAAUCAAUUCAACAGAUGAAGCGAGCUUCGUAUCCCACAAACUUUUGUACCUAACCCGUGCAUACUGGAUUGGAAAAUGCGAAGACGGGACUGUGGGCUUGGCCCUCCUGUACAAUCAGUCCCCGGGGCAGUCCGUCUGCAGAGACUGCGAGUCCUACGUGAGAGAUAGUCCUUGUGACAGUGAUCAGCGUUUCAUCUGCGAGAAGUCGGCACCUUUGUUCGCGGAUAUUCCUGAAGAGAUCCAUGGUCUCUGCCAACAGCCAGUGGAGGCGACAUGA
This is a messenger RNA of Hypanus sabinus (Atlantic stingray), 1081 nucleotides long. RefSeq lists its product as uncharacterized. The record is from RefSeq and is a predicted model, not a curated record. The transcript has 6 exons. The coding region runs from base 308 to 1081 and encodes 257 amino acids. NCBI's taxonomy places the organism in Eukaryota, Metazoa, Chordata, Chondrichthyes, Myliobatiformes, Dasyatidae.